AUGUCCAGAUACCCCCUGCUGGCAACCACAGGGCUACUUGUAACCCAAGCUAUUGCCGGAGGUCUCAAUGUUCCCCUGCCGGACAAUAACCUUUUCGACUACAUCGUAGUUGGCGGUGGUCCGGCAGGUCUCACAGUCGCAAACCGUCUCAGCGAGAAUGCCAACGUGCAAGUCCUACUACUGGAAGCUGGAGACGCCGACAACUAUCCUGAGAGCAUUAUGAUUCCAUACUAUCAAGGUGCGGCUGGAUCCGUCAAUGGAAAAUGCGGUGGAUUCAAUUGGUGUGACCAAACUGUUGCACAGACUUAUCUCGAUGGUGGCAGCAGAACGAUACCACAGGGCAAAGGCCUGGGAGGCGGUACUCUCAUCAACGCCAUGCUAUGGAACCGUGGCGACCGCGAGGACUACGAUAUCUGGUCUCAAUUAAAUGAUGCACAAAACGGAUGGGACUAUGAAUCACUUCUUGAAUUUUUCCAAAGGAGUGAGACUUUCAACCAACAGCCCUCAGAGGAGAUCGCAACGACCUAUGGUCAGGGGUAUGAUGCCUCUCAGCACGGCGAGGCUGGACCACAGAAUGUCUCCUUUCCGGCAUUCCAAUAUCCGGCGAGCCAGCAGUUCUUUGCUGCUUUGAACCGCAUGGGAGUACCGACACAACCUGAUCCUGCUGCCCCCACCGAAAAGGGAGCCAUGUACCUCCCUCAAGGCAUUUCUCAAUACAACCAGUCUCGUGCAGACGCCCGUCGCGCCCGAUGGGAUACCGUUGCCGGCCGUGAGAACUUCUACGUCUCUACUGGUCAACACGUCCGCCGUAUUCUGUUUGACAAUGGCUGUGCUGCUCCUGGAAGCAAGGGUGCCCGAGCUGUCGGAGUCGAGGUCACGGGUGGCGGACGCAAUGGCAAGACAUGGACCGCUGUAGCCGCUCGCGAAGUCAUCCUCGCCGCUGGCGCCAUACGUACUCCUCAGCUGUUGGAGCUCAGUGGUAUCGGAGACAGGAACGUGCUCGCCAAAGCUGGAGUACAAAGUCGCAUCAACUUGCCAGGUGUAGGCUCAAACCUCCAGGACCACAUGCUGAUGCACAUGACUCAAGGCUUCAACAACCAAAGCUAUGUUUACCCGAACAUCAUGCAGAACUCGACUAUCAACGACUGGGCACGGUCGAUCUACUACAAGAAUCGUACUGGACCUUACACCUUUGGACCUCCGGAUGGCAAUGGCUUCUUCUCGCUCCCCCAGAUCUCAGAUCGAGCGCGAGAGAUUGCUCAGAACGCCUCAUCGUUCUCUGACGAAGAGUAUCUGGCUGACGGGCUGGACGAGAGUGUCAUCCGCGGUUAUGCUCGUCAACGUGCUCUUCUCAUUCCUGCUCUCAACAACAGCAGACGUGCCGUGAUCGAGUUCUUGCAGGAUAAUGCAGGCAACACUCAGAUCUCCAAUCAGCGUCCGUUCACUCGUGGAAAUGUGCACAUCAACGGAACCGAUCCUUUCAAUUACCCUACUCUCGACUUCCGUUAUGGUAGCAACCCUAUCGAUAUGGCUGUCAUGACAGAUGCAUUGCGUUUCAACGAUGAGUUGUUCCAACAGCCAGAACUCCAGAUUCUUGAGCCUGUGCAGAAGGACCCCCCUCAUGCUGCCAGUGACGCUCAACUCCGAGAGUUUUUGAACCGCGCUUUGGGUACUGAGUUCCACCCGUCUUGCACUGCUGCAAUGAUGCCUAGAGAGGACGGUGGUGUUGUUGACUCCAACUUGCUAGUAUACGGUACUCAGAACAUUCGUGUGGUGGACGCCAGCAUUUUCCCCAUUAUUCCUUCUGCUCACCUUGAGUCUGUCAUCUACGGUGUAGCUGAGAAGGCUGCAGACCUGAUCAAGAAGUCUACUGAGACUGGUAGCGUUCCGUACCUACCCCUUGAUCAAACACAGUGUACCACAGCACCGGUUGGCAAUGCUAAGCGAGCUGUACAGGCCGGUCAACCACAGGCGUACGGUUCUGCCACAGCUGUCUAUUCAGCAUCGUCGUCAUCCUAUUCCGGCUCUGCCUCCUACUCAAACAACAGCACUGCAUCAUACGACAGCUCAUCAAGCGCGCCGGAUCUUACUGGCUCUUCGGGAAGCUCAGACGAUGGCCCCAUCGGUAUGGUCGGUGGUUUCCCUGCUGUUGGUUACCCGAACUACAACCCUUCAAGUGUCAAAGGCUUCGAUAUCCUGGCAUCUGAUCGUCCAGCUUCCAUUGGUCUUCCAGUUGGGGCUGCCUUGAAGUGGGCCGAUUGUCUCAUUCAUGGUCUUGUUGUUGAUCCUCUCGAAGGUCUUGUGAGCACCGUUGAUCAUAUCGUGGAGGGCACGGGUCAAGUGCUGAAGAACACGACUGACACGGUUCUUGAUGGUGUUGGGGAUGUCCUAAACCACACUGUCGAGGCUACGAUCAAAUCGUCAGGCCUUGGGUCUGGCAUCUUGGAUGGCAUUGAUGCGAAGAACGAACGACGCUUUGUCGCUUGA
Molecule: messenger RNA, 2487 nt
Organism: Aureobasidium namibiae CBS 147.97
Lineage: Eukaryota; Fungi; Ascomycota; Dothideomycetes; Dothideales; Saccotheciaceae
Product: FAD/NAD(P)-binding domain-containing protein
Exons: 3
Coding region: 1-2487 (828 amino acids)
Biological process (GO): secondary metabolite biosynthetic process
Molecular function (GO): flavin adenine dinucleotide binding; oxidoreductase activity, acting on CH-OH group of donors
Source: RefSeq, a predicted model, not a curated record